AAGAAAAGAAUCAGUUCCUGAUAAGACGUUGUCACAAGAACCAACAUGACCAUUGGUGAAGUUUCGCAAGUGGAAUACGCUUGCGGAUGGAACUUAUACACGAUGAAAUUCAUUGGGAUUUGGCCAGAGGAAAGAAGGUUCGAUCAAAUCUCGAGCUACAAAGUGUUAAUAGGGAUUGCAUUCAUCAUCUUGUUCUGCACUAUACCUCAAUCGAUAGUAUUAUAUUUCGAUCGAGACGACUUUAACUUGAUUAUGGAAAACCUAUCUGUGGACAACAUGAAUGGAACGAUCGCAUUCAUAAAGAUGAUCUUCUUCUGGUUUAACGGAGGACAAAUGAAGGAUCUCCUUUCCGCAAUGGAGGAAGACUGGAAGGACGUGGCGACGAAAGAAGAUGAAAGGAAAAUGAUGAAAUUAGCUAAAUUCAGUCGGAUUUUAGCUACGAGAGCAACCGCUAUUUGUUACGCCAUUAUUUCGGUUUAUGCUGUGAAAAAAUGUCUAUCGAUGCGUACCAACGGUCGUGAUCUAUUUCUCUCGGGAUAUUUUCCAUUCGAGACAAUGACUAGUCCAAUGUUCGAAUUGACGUUCAUCUGUCAAAUAAUUGGUUUGGUAUAUUAUACCACAGCAUAUACAGCAGUGGAUACUUUCAUAGCCAUGUUGAUUCUUCAUGUAUGCGGACAACUUUCGAGGCUACAAAAUAAUCUGAUCAAUUUGAAUUCCGAUAUGAAAAAUGAAUUUCAGAUCAAAUUAAGUAACAUUGUAAAAAGGCACGAUUAUUUGAAUAGGUUCGUCGACACGAUAGAGGAUCGAUUCAACAUAAUGUUUCUCUUUCAAAUACUCGGUUGUACCCUUCAAUUGUGUAUCGAAUGUUUCCAAGGACUUAUGUUAAUGGCCGAAGAAGUAGAACAAACGCCGUUAAUAGAGAUCUUUUUCUUCGGUUUCUACAUAUUCUACGUUCUACUUCAACUAUAUCUUUACUGCUACGUCGGUGAAAAACUUUGGUCCGAGAGUACCGAACUGGCUCGUGCCGCAUACGAAUGUAAAUGGUACGAUUUACUACCGAACGAGGCCAGAUCCCUGAUAUUGAUAAUUCAUCGAGCACAAUCACCUUUGCAUCUGACAGCAGGAAAAUUCUUUACUUUAAAUCAUGAACUUUACAGCAGCGUUUUGAAGACGUCAAUGGGCUAUCUAUCUGUUUUACGCGCAACAACGAUAAAUGAUGAACAAUGAUAUUUUCCAUUUAAUUCACAAAUAAUUAGAUUAUCAUAGAAUCGAAUAUAUUCGAGUAAAAAAAAUCGAGAUCAC
Vespa velutina is the source of this 1302-nucleotide messenger RNA. Its product is annotated as odorant receptor 13a-like. Gene Ontology annotation, molecular function: odorant binding; olfactory receptor activity. Bases 46 to 1227 code for a protein of 393 amino acids. Gene Ontology annotation, cellular component: plasma membrane. Lineage: Eukaryota; Metazoa; Arthropoda; Insecta; Hymenoptera; Vespidae. The transcript has 7 exons. The record is from RefSeq and is a predicted model, not a curated record. Gene Ontology annotation, biological process: sensory perception of smell; detection of chemical stimulus involved in sensory perception of smell.